Messenger RNA from Lachancea thermotolerans CBS 6340, 927 nucleotides. Its product is annotated as ZZ-type zinc finger protein. Lineage: Eukaryota; Fungi; Ascomycota; Saccharomycetes; Saccharomycetales; Saccharomycetaceae. The transcript has a single exon. Gene Ontology annotation, molecular function: zinc ion binding. The record is from RefSeq and is a predicted model, not a curated record. Bases 1 to 927 code for a protein of 308 amino acids.
AUGGAUUCGCCCAAUCCAGAUAUGUCCUUACAUCUUUUGUUAUAUUCUGACACAGAUUACGAGGAGAGGCGGUUAAGAGUGGGAGUUAAUGAGAUUACAAAGGGCUUUCUCAACUCGAUUAUCUAUUUCAAACUGGGUAUUACUGCAGCAUGGGAAAACCGCUUACUUUACUAUGAAAGCCAUAGUUUUAAUGUAAAAGAUUUGAUCUGUCUACAAAGCGAAGGUGACCUUGCCCUAUUCAAGGUGCAACUAAUGUCGCUUGGGUUCGCCAAGCUUGGCAUUAAAGCCAAAAGCCGCAAGAGUCUAAGUCGGAAAACGAGAUACUUGAUUGAGAUAAGCGAAAGGCAAAGCGGUGACAAUUUAGCGGGCAAAAACCACGAAAACUGUGCUACCUGCUCCACGGGACGCCGGAAGCCCAUGGCCAGAGGGCAAAAUGCAGGUUUGAAAUUUGUACAAGACUCAACCGAAGUAGUGAAGCAGGGCCGAGAAAUACACUUGGGGAUUAUGUGCGAUGGUUGCCAUCACGAAGCGCGCAGGUUAAAGUGUUGUGCGUCGUCUCUUUUGCCCAAGGACUUUAUACAAGGAACAAGGUUCAAAUGUACACUUUGCGAGGAUUUAGACUUGUGCUCCUCGUGCAAGGCACGCGGCAUCGAGCCUUUCGCGCAUCACAAGAACCAUCUUAUGCUCAAAAUCGACACUUCUCAAAACACUCACUGCAGACCAGAUCCGGAGACAGCACUGAGCGCUCUGAUAGCGAUUGCCUUUCUUUUGAAAACCUUCUUUGAGUGGUUAAGCAAGCCCAGACAUGAGGUACCAAAGGAAAUUCAAGUGAAGUCUAUACGAAAGGUUUGUGUCAUUGAGGAGGAGCCCUCAGCUAGGGGAGAAACAUCAAAUAAAUGUGUUCCUAGCUCAAUCAUGCAAGGGUGA